AUGAAGAACUCUGCUGCUGAUAUGAGACCUGUGAAGAAGGAGCCAGAUGAAGAUGUGCCUUGUGGUGAAGUGAAUGAGUGUAUUAUGAUGGAUGAUGCUCAGCGAACCGAUACUCCAAUAGAGCCUGACGAAGCUAAUCCCUCCAACAUGCAACCGACUUCUUGUGCUGCUACUAAUGCUAAUGAUGGUUGGGAUAACAAAAUCGAUCGGCGUUAUAUGAUGCUGUUGGAUAGUUUUAGAGAAGAUGGGGAUUCAUAUCCGAGAGUCAGAGAUAAUCCACUGAGGUGUAUUAGGUAUGACGUUGAUAACGGAGGUUACGACAAGCGCGAAUUCAAAGCGGUUACAGAUGAGAAGAAGAAGAGGAGGAGUAGAGAAGAAGAUCGUAACACUGUUCGUGUGAAUGUGACCAAGAAGAAGAAUGUUGUUGAGUCAAAGCAUCGUCAUGUCCAAGCAAGUAGUAAGAAGACAGCAAAAGAAGCUGUGGUUUCGGAUAAAAGGCGAAGAGAGAAGAGUGUUGAUGGAGUUGGAAGAAACUCGCAAGAAGCUCGCAAGGAGAAGCAUUCGGAAGGAGAAAUGGUACCUGAUGAGAAUUACAGAGCUUAUCUCGCAUGGUUAGUGGAGAAAUCGAGAAUUCGAAGAGCUAAUGCUGAGAAAGAGAUACAAGUGAAGCGUGAGGUAGAAGAUGAUACGAUGUCUUUGUCUGGUUCGGAUAUUAUUGCGGUUGGAGAUCGUCCGUUUGAGGAUGAAGAGGAAUCUCCGUUUGUGGCAUCAAAAAGUUACAAAGUUACAGACUUGGAGGAAGAGAGCGAUGAGGACGACGAUGAUCAACGCAGUUCUUGGUUCAGGAAGGAGAUAACGAGUAUUCUCAAGAAACCGUACAAUGAGAAAGAGUUGUUGGAACUUAAGAAACAAGCAGCUGAGCGUAGAUCGUUGAUUCGGUGUAGGGAACUGCGAGAUGGAAGAGAGAUUGAUUAUGAAACGGACGAAAAAGGACGUUCAUAUCUCGACAAGUAUCCUAAUUUCAAAACGAUGUUGAAAGAAGCUUUGCGUGAUAAGGAUCACCAUAGAGCUCUCAACCUGUUGCGCGGGUUUAUCUUUUAUUUGGAGAAAAUGGUUCGUCAUGAUGCAUUCAAACCUUGGCGCGACCGUGAAUGUUUGAAGAUCACGUGA
Molecule: messenger RNA, 1170 nt
Organism: Microthlaspi erraticum
Lineage: Eukaryota; Viridiplantae; Streptophyta; Magnoliopsida; Brassicales; Brassicaceae
Source: the annotation of a GenBank genome assembly